AUAUAACACAUAAUUUUAUAAGCUUAACAUUGUAAAAUAAAUGUUGAAUAACCCCUAUACACACAUAUAUACACGAUGAAAAAGUAGCACUUGACAAUAUAUGCAUAUGUAUAUUUUCUUAUAAUAAUUCUAUUAUCUAAUUAUACAAAACUAUACUGUGAUUCUCUUAGGUCUAAAAAUUUUAUUCACCGUUUGAUGUUUGAGAAACUAUACCCAAAAUUAUUAAGCAACCAUUUUUAUUGGUCUGAUACCCUUUGGGAUCCGUUCGCAAUUCGCUUAAAUUUAAAGUUGAGCUUGUUCGGACUUCUAAAUGGGAAAUAAAAUUCUCUGGGCAUUGUUUUUGUCCAUUCACAAUAUUUGAACUUGAGAUCUUACUUCGAUUCAUUGUUUGUAAGUAUUAAACAGCUGUUGAAUAGUUGAAGAAACAUCGAACUGCUUGCAUACCUCGAUUCAUCGAAUAAUGUUGUUAAAUAAUUUUUUUUUGAAAUAAUGUUGGUAAAUAUUAGACAGCCAUUGAAUAGUUGAAGAGACAUCCAAGAGAACUAAUUGAACUUUCAAUUAAACAUAUGCAAUCAAAGGCAGAUUCUGAUCAAAAUAUGUAAUAUAGGAAAACCCCGAAAAUCAAGUUGUAAAAAACUUUCCAAAUCCUCCUUCAUUUCUAAGUUCUCCAUCCAUUUUUAUUAAUAUCAUCAAAUAAAAGGUAAAAGAAACAAACAAAAACAAAAAUUCUUACCCCUCCAAACAAUUAAAUUUUAGCAAACUCAUUUGACAUAAAAACUUAUCUGCCUUUUUCCGUCUUCUAUUCUAUCAAUGGCUGAACAACCAAUCGGCAUGGUAAUCAUCAUUUACUUCUUCAUUGAAUUUCUUUUUCCUGUUAAACAUUUUUAUUAACAAGGGCUCACAGUUUCGUCGUAGACUUGUAUUUUGCAAUUGGAUACUGAUAUUCCAGGAUGGCACUUGGCAAUGAUAAAACUUUUCAAGUCUAUUCAAGAUGUAUCGUACUCCAUUGAUACACAAACAAAGUUUGCAUAUGUUUCUGGGGAAAUUGACAAAGAGCUUCUGCUAAAGUUGCUAGCAAAAGCCAAAACGCAUGCUUUUACUCAUCAAAUCAACUAUGGGAUCAAUCUUCCAAAACACACAUCAGAACCCACAAUGACGUGUGUUUUGCUAGUGGAUACUGAUAUUCCUGUUUGGCACAAAACAAUGUGUCUUUUAUUCAAGCCAAUGCAAGGUGUAACAUUCACCAUCAACGCAUUUACAAGGCAGGUUUAUAUUUCUGGAAAAAUAAGCCCUGUGUUACAGUUGAAGUUGCUAGCAAAAGCUGAAGCAAACGGAGCUCGACUUUGCUGGUUAUAUUAUGGAUGUGAACAUGAUCCAUGUAAACAAUCUGUGGCUAAGGAUGAGACCAGCGGCAAUCUAGCUCUUAGCUCCAAACCCAAAAAUUCUUUUUGCUGUUUGAUGUAAUAUAAUCUUUGGUUUGUUCUUUAAGUAGUUAGUAUUGAAGUUUUUCUCCCAUUUUUAAUGGAGGAAAACAUAGUAUUUUCUUUUUUAUGGUUUUGUUUUGUUCUAAGGCUGCUUACAUAAUUUUCUGUUUGGAAGCAGCUAAAACAAUUAUCAGUUAUCUAAUGUUUUUCAAAUGUCUUUUUUC
Gossypium raimondii (Peruvian cotton) is the source of this 1648-nucleotide messenger RNA. RefSeq lists its product as uncharacterized. The record is from RefSeq and is a predicted model, not a curated record. Bases 964 to 1464 code for a protein of 166 amino acids. NCBI's taxonomy places the organism in Eukaryota, Viridiplantae, Streptophyta, Magnoliopsida, Malvales, Malvaceae. The transcript is spliced from 4 exons.